CAUGGCAAUAGUUUUUAUUGCCACACUUAUUUUCUGAUAGAAACAGAAGGGGAGUAGAUUCCCAUUACUUACGGAAAGAACCCUGUCUAUCUGAUUUGCCUGGGGGUCUUUUCCAUACAAUAAGUGCUUGUUACCCAGUAGGACCUUGGAGUACACACAUGUUCUGAAGCAAGGAGGCUAACCUUUUUUUACCUCCUUGGCUUAAAGUCUGGGCGGCCAAAACUGCCUGAAACAAAGGAGAUUUCGAGGUACUUUCAUAGCUUGAAGAAUCGAACCGUGGUGCCAGUCUUCAUUGUGACGUCACUUCCGUUCAACAGGUGAGCAAACCUGACUUGCCCACCGGAAACAGUCCCUCCCUCUGAGCGGAAAUGAAACGGACGUCCUUAAUACCAUCUUCGGGGGAAGACACUGUCUGCAGUGUCCCGGUCUCGACUGUGUCCUAUUCCCUGUAGUCGGUUGUACGGUAUGAUUUACACGUCAGUCCCCAGUAGACUGCACGAACAGGUGGCUAAAUCUGACUCACGUCAUUUCAAAGGGGGUUGAACUAUACAAUAUACCAUGCACGAGCAGACCAUCAUUGGUUGUCCUAUGAUCUGGAAAGGUGUCUCUCGAGUUAUUUCAGUCAUUAGGAGACGGGUACGUACGGGCCAUGUGUAUUAAACAUGUCCCCCUCACCAGAGGAUCCGUUGAAACAACUUGACACGUGAACAUUAGCCAGUACGUUUCGUAAUGUGACAAAUCAUGGAUUUUAUUGUACUUCACGUAUGAAUGGCCAUAUGCAAAGAAAGAUCGCUAAUGUAGGUUAUAAAGCAAGACCGGUCCAAACAGCGUUCAACCUAUUGAAAGUCCUUGGUCUUCAUGCAGAAUAUCUGACCCGCACCUUUAUGGAUGUUCAACUACAAUGAAUAAACACAAUACUAUUAGUUUAUACCACAAACAUGUGCGUCUAACAAAGCUAUGUUUGUCAACUUUCUAGAUAUCAAAAGGAAGCCCCUUAUAGACGAUUUCCGGUAUAUAGCUUACGUUCAUCUAUUCCAUUUAAGGGUUGGUGCGUUUCCAUGUGUCCUGAAUAUGUCUUCUGCCCAACAAUAGCAUGACUCAGACAGGUCCAGUCGGCCGUGUCGCACGGUAGCGGAAGUUUCCACACUCAGUACGGUGUAUAUAGGAGUAACACGGCAGGUAACGUUACUUGGUAUCAUUAACACUGCCCGGAUCGCGUCACCUGCUACAAACAUGCCACAAGUCGGGACAUCAUUCACCUCGAUGAACUACGCCAGACGAGUUUUUAUUCAUGAGGAGGUGUCUCGUGUCCUGUCCGCUCACCCCGGACUCCGAGCCGUCCCAGAGUCUGUCCCAGGUAAACACUCUAGACACAGAAGACGUAAAGUUGUCAUCAGUCUUGAAGGACACAUACCGACAAUGCAAGGAGGUCUGGUGUGUGACGUCCCUGUGCUGGUUCGGCUCGCCCCGGACCAUCCCGAAUCUGCGCCCGAGUGUUUUGUGGAGGGACGGAGCUGUGACGAGCUAGAGAGGGUGCACAUUCCUUAUCUCACCAACUGGCAACAUAAACCCUCCUGCGCUAGAACACUUAGCGUGGGCCACUUGCGCAUGCGCUCAAUGGUUCUGCAGAUUUAG
Messenger RNA from Branchiostoma floridae (Florida lancelet), 1635 nucleotides. Its product is annotated as ubiquitin-conjugating enzyme E2 variant 3-like. The transcript is spliced from 6 exons. The coding region runs from base 1234 to 1635 and encodes 133 amino acids. NCBI's taxonomy places the organism in Eukaryota, Metazoa, Chordata, Leptocardii, Amphioxiformes, Branchiostomatidae. The record is from RefSeq and is a predicted model, not a curated record. Gene Ontology annotation, biological process: protein transport; protein modification process.